Molecule: messenger RNA, 2821 nt
Organism: Humulus lupulus (European hop)
Lineage: Eukaryota; Viridiplantae; Streptophyta; Magnoliopsida; Rosales; Cannabaceae
Product: conserved oligomeric Golgi complex subunit 7
Exons: 10
Coding region: 171-2675 (834 amino acids)
Biological process (GO): Golgi organization; retrograde vesicle-mediated transport, Golgi to endoplasmic reticulum; intracellular protein transport
Cellular component (GO): COG complex
Source: RefSeq, a predicted model, not a curated record
CCCAUCUCCUUCAGAAACAUCAUCUUAAUGUUAAUAGUUCAUACCGUCUUUUCUCAAGUCCCAACUGUAAUGUAAUGAUACAUCAAACUCAAACUUCCUGCAAUUAAACACCGAGAUUCAGGAGCUAGCUGAGUUCACUCGUCCGAUCCUGAGCGAACUCGGCGAUCAGAAUGAUGCUCGAUCUAGGCCCAUUCUCGGGUGAGAAUUUCGACCCCAAGAAAUGGGUGAACUCGGCGUGUCAGACUCGGCACCCGGAGGACUCAGUUGACAACCAUCUCGUCGAUCUGGAGAUGAGGCUCCAAAUCGUAUCUGAAGAGAUCUCCGCCUCGCUAGAGGAGCAGAGCUCCGCUGCCCUACUUCGCGUGCCACGGGCCACCCGCGAUGUGAUCCGACUCCGCGACGAUGCGGUCUCACUACGCUCCGCCGUCGCCGGAAUCCUUCAGAAGCUCAAGAAGGCUGAAGGAUCAUCAGCCGAAUCUAUAGCUGCUCUGGCCAAAGUUGAUACUGUUAAGCAGAGAAUGGAAGCUGCUUAUGAGACAUUGCAGGAUGCUGCUGGGUUAACUCAAUUAAGUUCAACUGUGGAAGAUGUUUUUGCCAGUGGUGAUCUUCCAAGGGCUGCAGAAACCUUAGCUAACAUGAGGCAUUGCUUGUCUGCUGUUGGGGAGGUUGCUGAAUUUGCUAAUGUGAGAAAGCAACUCGAGGUCCUAGAGGAUAGGCUAGAUGCAAUGGUGCAGCCACGUUUAACAGAUGCAUUAUCCAGCCGGAAGAUAGACAUUGCUCAAAAUUUGCGGGGUAUUCUCAUUCGAAUUGGAAGAUUCAAAUCACUGGAGCUACAUUACACAAAAGUUCACCUAAAGCCCAUAAAGCAGCUCUGGGAAGAUUUCGAUUCAAAACAACGUGCUAUUAAGCUUGCAAAUGAGAAGACUGAAGCUGAAAGGCUGUCAAGCCAUGAGUUUCAAUCAAGUUCUUCGACAAUUUCAUUCGCAAGUUGGUUGCCAAGCUUCUAUGAUGAGUUGAUUCUUUAUCUUGAGCAAGAGUGGAAGUGGUGUAUGGUUGCUUUUCCUGAGGAUUAUAAAACUCUUGUACCAAAGCUACUGAUCGAGACAAUGGCAACUAUUGGAGCAAGCUUUAAUUCACGUAUCAACCUUUCAAUUGGAGAAGUUGUUCCUGAAACAAGAGCUUUGGGAAAAGGUUUAUUAGAUAUUAUGUCUGGUGACAUGCCAAAGGGAAUUAAGAUUCAGAGGAAACAUUUGGAGGCAUUGAUUGAGUUACACAACGUGACACAGACUUUUGCUAGAAAUAUUCAGCAUUCCUUUUCAGAUUCUGAUCUUCGAGUUCUAAUGGAUACACUGAAGGCAGUGUACUCUCCCUUUGAAUCAUUUAAACAAAGGUAUGGACAGAUGGAGCGGGCCAUCCUUUCUUCUGAAAUUGCUGGAGUGGAUCUCAGGGGAGCUGUUACUCGUGGUGUGGGUGCCCAGGGGAUUGAACUCAGUGAAACAGUUCGCAGAAUGGAGGAAUCUAUUCCCCAUAUCAUUGUACUUCUUGAGGCAGCUGUAGAAAGGUGUAUCAACUUUACUGGUGGUUCUGAGGCAGAUGAACUAAUUCUUGCUCUUGAUGACAUAAUGUUACAAUAUAUCUCUGCUUUACAAGAGACACUAAGAUCAUUAAGAGUGGUCUGUGGAGUAGACCAUGAUGGUGUUGGUUCAAAGAAAGAGAUGGGGUCGGACAAGAGAGAUGGCAACACUGCACGAAAAGUUGAAUUGAUUUCAAAUGAGGAGGAAUGGUCCAUUGUUCAAGGGGCUUUGCAGAUCCUCACAGUUUCAGACUGUUUAACUAGCAGGUCCUCUGUUUUUGAAGCUUCCUUGAGAGCUACUCUUGCUAGAUUAAGCACGACUUUGUCUCUGUCAGUAUUUGGUUCAAGUGUGGACCAAAGCCCAUCACAUGUUGGUGAUGACAGUAAUGGAGAAGCAUCUGUGGGUGGAAGGGCUGCCUUGGAUGUGGCAGCAGUGCGGCUUGUUGACAUUCCUGAGAAGGCCCGGAAGCUCUUUAACCUUUUAAGUCAGUCUAAAGAUCCCAGGUUUCAUGCACUUCCUUUGGCAUCUCAAAGAGUCACAGCAUUUGCUGACACAGUAAAUGAACUUGUAUAUGAUGUCCUCAUUUCUAAAGUACGGCAACGCCUAAGUGAUAUUUCCCGUUUGCCAAUAUGGUCCUCUGUGGAGGAGCAAAGUGCCUUCCCUCUCCCAAGUUUCAGUGCUUAUCCUCAGGCCUAUGUUACCAGUGUUGGUGAAUAUUUACUUACUUUACCCCAACAGUUGGAGCCACUUGCAGAGGGAAUUUCCAACAAUGACGCCAACAAUGAUGAGGCCCAGUUCUUUGCAACUGAAUGGAUGUUCAAGGUUGCAGAGGGUGCUACGGCCCUUUACAUGGAGCAAUUGCGGGGAAUACAGUACAUAACGGAUCGUGGUGCACAGCAAUUAUCAGUGGACAUUGAGUAUCUGAGUAAUGUACUCUCUGCUUUAUCAAUGCCAAUUCCACCAGUUCUGGCAACAUUCCACACUUGUCUUUCCACAGCGAGAGAUGAGCUUAAACAACUUGUUAAAUCUGAUUCGGGAAAUCAGCUUGAUCUUUCAACAGCAAAUCUUGUUUGUAAGAUGCGGCGAGUCAAUUUGGAUUAACAAUUUUUGUCUUUCGGAUACAAGAGUUUGCAAUCCCCUACCCUAGGAUACCAGUACAGUGUGCCCCCAAAAUUUGAUCUUAAUUUUCACACAUUCAUUACACCUUUGCUUCUUGAUUGACAAUAUGAUUUACAAGUUUUUAUUCC